AGCAACGCACUCGCGCUCUGGGAACCUUCUCCGGGAGCUGGUCCGGGGAGGCGCUCGAGCUUUCGGAACCUUCCCCGGGAGCUCGGCUCGGGGGCGCUCACGCGCUCUCUGCCCCUCGGCCGGUCAAGGCGGCUGGGCUCGGCGGGGAUCGUUGGGGGAGAGAGCCCCGGGAGCCGGCCCGCUGCCUUUGUACCGGCGCUCCGCAGCUGCCGGACGUGAUGCGGCUGCCGCGGAUCCUGAUUCCCGCACCCCGCAAACUGCAGACAAUGGAUUAAAAAGAAGAAGAGGAGCAGUGGGGAGCAGAGAAGAGCGAACGAACGAGCCCGCAUGGGAGGAAUCAUGAACUCCAGCGCCGAAACUAAAAAGCCACCCCUGGCUCCCAAGCCCAAGUUUUUGGUGGGGAGCAAGCCUGCACCGCCUCCUAUUGCACCUAAACCUGAUGUUGUGGUUUCUAACACCCUCCUUUCAACAAAGACCUCAAAACCGGUCAUUGCCCCCAAGCCGAAAGUCCCAAAGAGCUCACCGGUUCCUGAUGCCAGGCUGUCCCCAUCCAGGAAAAAUCUCGUUCCCCUGGAGGAACAUAAGCAGGAAUCAUUGGAACUCUUGGAUAAGCUUAAAUGUCAAAAUGGAGAGGACAAGAGGACUCCUUAUAUCCUGCCGGUGUACUCAUCUAAUACAGAAUGUAUCUACAACCAUGGAAAUGGAGACAAUUCUUGCGUUAAGCACAUUGUUUUAGAGCAUCUCGAAACACUUGAAAACUUGGAGAACAUCAACAUCGGGGACUCUCUGUCAGUUCCAAAAGUUAAGAAAAAGUGCGAUGUGCGUAGCGAAAAAGUGGGGAAUAGUAACCAAAUAGUUUUAAAAUCCAACCUUCUGGAAGAGAAGUUGAAAGAUGUUUUUUUUACACCCUCUGGGUCCUCCCCUACAGCUUCCACUUUUAAGCACAGACCUACCAACAGCCUGGCAAUAGAUGGGAACCGUGAUGCCAAUGGACAGUUCAACAUUGAAAUUGCAGCUUUAUCACAGUCUCCCUCUGGUUUUGAUGAGGUUCCACAGACCCAUAACUGCUAUGUGAAAUCUCCUGCGGAUGGGAUCCAAAUGUUAGAGACCAGUCAGCAUUGUCCAGAAGUCAGCAUCAAUGGUAUUUGCUCAUCUGACCAGAAAGCUGUGGAAAAUGAUAUGGCAAACAGUGUUCAGUUUCUAGAGGGAGGCAGUCAGAAAUCGGAAGCUGACAGCGGCACUCCCUCAGGAAGGCCCUCGGCAGCUUGCAACAAAAGCCUCCCAACCCCAAAGCCCAGAAUGCCCCGGACUGCUCGUCUGAUUCGUCAAGCCUAUGUUGAUGGUCCAGGUGAAAGCACUGAGGAGCUAGGUAAUAUGCAGGGUGAUUUCUCUCCUAUUGAACAACAUGUGAAAAAAUCAAAUAAAAUCACUCUUCUAGGGACCAGCAUUUUAUGUAACCAGGAAACUGUUGAAACAGAAGAACAGGGAAGCAAGAAUGAAUUGACUUCAGACUCUGGGAACAAAAAAUGCACAAAUCUAACAGCUUGCGAUGGAGAUGUGGCCAUUUACCAGAAUGCCCGGUCUCCUGAAACAUCUCACGAGGUUGAAAGUGUCGAAGAUUGCCCACCUACAGAUUUUAGCUUCCGUCCUGAAGGUAACAUAGUAGCUGACGCAAAUGUAUCACCAAAUGCAGACAGAAGGGCUAGUUUUACAAAAUGUAAUAAGCAGUCGAUGAGUCUGCCAAAGCAACUGAAGCUGACUUACAGCCAACGUUUGCCUGCCCCCAAUCCCCUGCGUGGCUGUCCCCCUAAAACUGACAAAGAGGCUCCUAUCAGUGAUGAAAGUCCUAUAAAAGUCGCCCCCAAAAAACCUCAGAGGCACAGCUUGCCCGCUGCUGGACGUCUUAAGAAAGCCGCCUCUGAGGAACUCUUAGAAAAUAGUUCUUACCCUUCUGAAGAGAGGAUCUCAGAGGGGAUACUGGACAAAACUUGUCUUAGGCAUUUGGCCGCCAAGGAACAUGGUAUGUCAUCUUCCUUUGACAUGCCCAAACUCAUCAAAACUUCAGAAAAGCCAGUGUGGAAAUUACCUCAUCCUAUCUUGCCCUUUCCAGGAAACCCUGAAUCCUUAAAAUCCUCCAACCUGUCUUCCAACAGUGAAUCCUUCCCUUCCCUCACCAAGCCUAGAGCGAAGUCAUUGUCUGCCGUAGACAUGGACAGAUGCAAUAAGCCUUGUAAAGACCCUCAAAAGAAAAAUUCCCUGAAGAAGUUGCUUAACAUAAAAUUGUCCAUCUGUUUCAUGAAGAGUGACUUUCAGAGGUUUUUGUCAAAGGGGAACCUGGUUGGAGAAACCCCAGGUCGUCCUUCCAGUAGGGAAGGCAGAGGGUUUGAUAACGGUCAACAGAGCACACCCUUGGUAGAUGAAAAGAGGGGCAAACCAGUCAAGGCGUAUUCUGCUGAAACCCAUAGCCCGGCAUCCAACAAGAAGAGGAGGAUGUAUCGGAGUCAGGUAGACCUCCCCAAUGGUCCCAAGGCUGAAUCUUUGGAUGACCAGAUGCUUUCCAGGGAAGGGACACCAACAACCCCUUUUCAUUCUGGAGCAAGUAACUGUGCCCCAGAGUACGAAAACAUAUGUCGCUAUGAGGAAACCCCAGAGUACGAGAAUCUGCCAUUUGCCUUGGCUACAAGUAAUAGAACUACGGAUUCUGAGUGGCAAAGUCCUAAUGCUGUCGAAGACUCUGAUGCAAAUGUAUAUGAGAUUGAAGAUCCAUACAUAGCUUCAAGUAGCGAACUCCAGCAAGUACAGCGACCUCUGCAUUCCAGGUAA
This is a messenger RNA of Dromiciops gliroides (monito del monte), 2823 nucleotides long. RefSeq names its product FYVE, RhoGEF and PH domain-containing protein 6-like. The coding region runs from base 328 to 2823 and encodes 831 amino acids. The record is from RefSeq and is a predicted model, not a curated record. The transcript is spliced from 2 exons. Lineage: Eukaryota; Metazoa; Chordata; Mammalia; Microbiotheria; Microbiotheriidae.